This is a messenger RNA of Schistosoma rodhaini, 8817 nucleotides long. The record is from the annotation of a GenBank genome assembly. Lineage: Eukaryota; Metazoa; Platyhelminthes; Trematoda; Strigeidida; Schistosomatidae.
AUGCUUAUGAUUUUUGGGGCGGAAAUCGAAAAUAAAGUUGAGUUAUUACACUUCGGAGAUCAAGUAACGUUUUACUCGAACGAUGAAGAUGGUGGAUUGCUAUGUAUGGAGGGUCAAAUUAGCAAUAAACCGAAUGUUACACGGCUUAAUAGCGAAGGGAACUUUACAUCGUCGUUAACAAGGGAUUGUCGGUUCUUUAUACUUGCUAUGCAAAAGUAUCUGAAUGAGAAUUGUUUGGAAAAUGAGACGAGUUUUCGACCAGAUAAACUAAUUGAGGAGUCCGGAUGUGAUAAUGAACAAAACAGCAAAAUGAAAAGACGUUUACAAGAGUCUUUGGUUUAUUAUGGUAAUAUUAUCCAGCUUCUUCAUGUAAAAUCAAAUAAAAUACUUCGAGCUAAAAAGGAAUUAUCACCUGAAUUUAAAGAUGCUUCUGUACGUUUUACUUUGGAAGAAUAUCAAGGUGAUGAAUCAUGGUUUAUCAUUCAACCAUCAUACAAACACAAACAAAUAGGUGAUCCGGUUGUGAUUGGAGAUAAAGUGACUCUAUUUGCUUGUCGCGCUGGUUGUGCAUUGAACAUUAAACAACUUAAUUCAAAUCUUAAACAGCAUAAAUUAAUGUCUGAUACUGAUCAUCAUGGAAUUAAUAGUCAUAAUAAUAGUGAUAAUAAUAAUACCAGCUGGCAAAUUAAUCUUUAUUUGAGUUAUCAAGAUAAUUUAGAACAUAUAUUGAAAGGGGGUGAUGUCAUCAGAUUGUUUCAUAGUGAAGCAGAAAAAUUUCUCACUUGUGAUGAAUAUGAAAAUGAAUUACAUGUAUUUUUGCGUACCACAUUUCGAGUGGCUACCACUACGGCCAAAAGUUCAAAAGCAUUAUGGGAGGUUGAGGUAAUUCAUUCGGAUUGUAGGCGUACUGGAGCUGGACACUGGAACAGUUUAUUUCGUUUAAAACAUUUAAUUACUGGACUAUAUCUCUGUCCUAAGAUUAUCAAAAUAAACAAUAAAUCUGGAGAACAAUGUGCUUCUUCUAAACAAGAGCGAGAUGGUGGUUGUAUCGAAUCCUUUCUUACUUUAUCCAAAGAACCAACAUAUGAAACUGUUUUCGAGAUGGAUUCAACAAGUCAUUAUAAAGAAAGUGAUGGAUUUAUACCAAAUAAUGCAUUUGUACGUAUUUGUCAUACAGCCUCACGAAUGUGGAUUAAAGCUAGCGAAAUUCCUAUUGACACUGACGCAGAUAAGCCUAUUAUGUACAAGCUUCAUCUUACUUCGUUUAAAGAUAACAAAGAAGUAUUUGCUAUUCUUCCGGUACCAGCGAAUGUUGUGAGAGAUUUGGAUUUUGCCAGUGACUCUUUCAAAGCACUUACAGCUAUUCUCUGUAUGUUGAAUGACCAUGGGAAGUUGACCGAAACUCAAAUGAGAUCACUUAUAUUUAUUCUAUCAGAAUUAGUAAUGUUUCUUAAUGGGAAUACACGUUUAACAUUUGAGUCGACCAAUCCAACUAUACAAAAUGAAAUAGGCUUACGGGAUAGACAGAAAUUAUUACGUGAACACAAUAUUAUUGCACAAAUAAUUAAAAUAUUAAACAGUAAAAUGAUUAGCAAUUUACCAAAACAAUCUACAUCCAUUGUCAAUAAUCAUUUAAUUAAUUCAAAUAUUUUAAUUUGGAAACCAGAUAUUUCUUUACUAUCUAUUCUACAUGAAACACAAUCAAACACAAUGGAUACACAGCAACAAAAUGUUUAUUUAGAUGAAAAAAAUGAAAUACUAGCCUGGCAAACUGUUGGAAAUCUUUGUUAUCGAAUACUUACAUUAUCACAACAUGGUUAUAGAAAAAAUCAGGAGUAUUUAGCACAAUAUCUGAAUUUGAUGCAAACUCACAUUGGCUUAGGUAUAAGAGCAUCAGAGACAAUUACAGCUCUGUUACAUAACAAUCGACAGUUACUUGAAAAACGUGUUGGUGAACAAGAAGUUUCUGCAUUUGUUUCGCUAGUACGUGACAAUAUUGAAGCACGAUUUUUGAACUAUUUAUCAGCGUUAUGUAGUUCUUGUGGUGCAGCAAUUCCUGUUACACAAGAACUUAUAUGUCAUCAAUUAUUAUCUGAGAAUAACGAAGAUUUAUUAGUGGAAACAUGCAAUAAAACAUUAAUUGAUUCAGAUAGCAACUAUUCAACAGAUAUUAUUACAUUAAUCUGGAAACAAACAUAUUUAAUAGAUGAUGAUUUUUGGAAAAAUAUUAAUUCUAAUUUAAUAUUAAAUCAAUUUGAAUUUAAAAAAACACAAAAAUAUUUACAAUUCAAUCUUAAUGUAUUAAAUGAUAUUAUUAAUCAAUCAAAAAAUGAAUUAAAUGAAAAAACAAAACAAAUUACAUUAUAUUGUUUAAUAUUAGAUUAUUAUCAAGCACAAAUUGAUUUAUUUGCACUUUUAUGCCAAGAACGACAAUAUAUUGCUAUUAAUUAUUUAUCAUUAAAGUUAUCAAUUGAUUUAUUAUUAAAAUGUAUGAGGAAUGAACGGCUUAGACCUAGUCUGCGUGCAUCUUUUACUCGGUUAUUAUUAAGUCUUCAUGUAGAUCGAGAUCCUCAAGAAUUGCAUCAACCCAUUCAGUAUGCUCGUCUAUGGAGUACAUUAGGCACAAAUUAUGAAAAAGCAAAUAGUUCUACAAACGAACAAGGAAAUUUCACAACUGAUUUUAUGGAAAUUAAAAACUUUGUAAAUGAUUAUUUGGAUAAUAUGCUGUCCAAUGGUUGUUAUUUAUCUGAACCCGGUUAUAUUAAAUUAACAAAUGAGGUCAUCAUUCUUUCUAAAAAUCUGGUAUUUUUUGGGCUUUACAAUAUUAAAGAAUUAUUACUUCUUGGUCAAAAACUUAUAUUCAUGCUCAAUCAAUUGGGGAGUACAAAUGAUUUCAAUUCUAAUAUAUACAAAAUGAAAGAGAUGAACACCUCUUCAACACUACUGACUAGUUCAAAUGAUGAUAAACUAUUUGAUUUAAAAUUAAAAACUCUGGAUAUUAUUGAAUAUAUUUUGGACGUUCGUGUAGAUUAUCAAAUCUUCUGUUUAUUAACUACUCUUCGAAGCGUUAAGCAACCAGAAGCUUGUUCAAAUAACUUAGAGUUAGAGAAUUUGGAAAAAGAGCAAACUUUAGAAUUGUCAAAUGCAGUUAGAAAUCAGCUUUUAACAUUAUUUCCUUUAAACAAUUCAUCACAAAUUCUUGAAAUAAAUGAUUCGCCAAAAUCUAAUUCAACAGAAGAUAAAUUAACUAUUCUUAAUGUAGAUGGUUAUUAUGGUCAAUUAUUGAUUGGUGUAUUGGCUCGUUUAUGUAUAUCAACUAAUGUUGAAUUAAAGUUAAAAUCAUUACAAUUAUUAUUUCGACAUUUUAGUCAACAAGAAGAACUGAUCAAUAAAUUGAAACAUGUACAACUUUUAGUAUCAGAUACAGGAAUAAAAAUUUAUCGUCAACUUAAACAACAUUUAGAUACAUUACGUGGUUUAAUUGAAAAAUCUGAAUUAUGGAUGCAUGAUAAAAGUUGUAUGGUUAUGUCAAAUAAUAAUAAUAAUAUCCAAAUUUACACUCAAUGUAAUUGUAUGAAUAAUUAUAAUUUGGUUAAAGAUAUACUAUGUCAUAUAAUAUCAUUAUGUCAAUUAGAACAUAAUGAUUUAUUGACUUCAACCAUAGAACAGAAAUCAACUAAUGUCAUAGAUGCUCUUAGUAUUGAAAUUAGUACACGAAUAAAUAAUAGAAUACUUAAAACUAUGGAUAAAUCAUUAUCAUCAUCAUCAUCAUCAUUUCCUUUUGAACAAAUACAACAACUUUUACGUCAUUUAGGAGUGCAUACUAUCUUGAAAGAAUUAUUGAAUAUUCGAUUCAAAUGUACCGAUGUUGUAUUCAAUGAGAUUGUUCAUUUGACCAAAUAUAUUUUAUGCUUAUUUUGUUACAACAAUGAGAUCAAUCAAAAAUUGUUAUACCCAUAUCUAGAUAAAUUCAUCACAAAUGAAACUGAUGAUGCUGAAGUCUGUUUGUGGAUGUUAAAAGAUAAUACGGAAUUGUGCAUGAUGGUUGACCGUUCAACCAUUAGAAAACUUUGUUUUUUUGCCCAAAAAUCCCGUCCAUAUGUGCAUUGGCUCGAAGUGCUGAUAACAGUUGUGAAACCGAACGAUGAAGUAUUAGGCCCAGUACGAGAAAUGAUUUCAAAUGAGCUUUGUUCAAUGUUUGACGACACAUUAUUCCUGAUGAAUAGUUUUUCACGUGUCCGUAAUAUUUUGGACUCACUUUUGUUGACAAUAACCUAUUCUAAUUCAUCAGUGUGGUCUGUCGUUAAAUUUGUUGACAAUACAUCUAAGCAAGAUUUACUGUUUAAUUUGAAAUUUUUUCAUCUAUUGAAUAUACUACUAACUGAAGAAAAUGAUAUUUUAGUCAAAAAAUAUAGUAAAUGGUUUAAAUUAUCUGAAUUAAUUAAAGUCAUCAUUCAUCCAGUUACUAAGUGUCAUAACUUGUGUCAUUUGAGAAAUGUUUAUAUGGAAAAUUUGGCCAACUUCUGUUCAAGUACUGAUUUCAAAAAUAAUUUUGUAAUACAAUAUAGUGAAUCAUUAUCUUUUCUUUGGAGAGAUAUUACUGAAGAACUAGACAAAGUCUUUCUCAAUAACCCAUCGAGUAAUGAUUAUAAAAUAUUUCUCAGAGAUUCUAUUCUUCCAUGUGUUACGAAAAUGUUUGCCAACAUUCAGUUACUGGAACAUCAACAACCACAGUUUCAUCUAGAUGCAAGUUGUUAUUUAAUGCAUAAACUGAUGCAAAUAAACAAUGAUCCAUUACUAGGUCCAGCUUCAAUCGAAUGUUCACAAAUGAUAAUGCGUACAGUCCCUUCAGAAAGUCUUUCAGUUUUGUCAGAAUUCCCUUACAGACAGGACAUUUUUACGACAAAUUCUUAUGCGGAUUUACAUAAAACACUUGAAGACAAAAACACUUCUACCAGUGGCAUUACAUCUGAUGACUUGAUAGAUAGUGGAUUGCAGGAUGAAAAUUCACUCGAUUCAAAUAUGUUUGAAACAGUCAGUGUUAAAACUGUACAAAAAUGUCAUAUGAGUAAAAGUUUGAGUGAAGUUCAAAUGAGUCGACCUAUGGAUGAUACCAAUCGAUCAUUAUCUCAAAACUUUGCGAAGAAUAUAGAAAAGCAGUUCAAUAAUAUGAUUAAAGAAAUUGAGCUUCAACUUAGUGCAUCUAUCCAUAAAGAAUAUGAUUCAUUGAUUCGAUUUCUACAAUAUCCAAUGAAUUUCAUUGAAUUACAAGAAAUAUCAACAUUAGUCAGAAGUGAUAAUUUCUCAUACAAUGCAUUUAUAGCCUCAUUGGUUCAACAUGCAUAUGAUUUGAUUGAACUAGGUUUCGAAAGUCAAUUUGUCAAGCUUUUACAAGUUUUCACUUCUUUAUCUAAAGCGCCUAUGAUGGAGUCUGUACCAUUGGAAAUGAAAUGGAGUUUGGAUGGAUUAUCGAAUACUGGUCAAAAUUCAAUACAUUAUUUUCUGUGUUCAAAUGGAAUUUGUGAUCUGAUUAUUCGAUGCAUAGAAAAUCCUAAUACUUCUGAAACAAUUUUUGUCAUGGCAAAUGAGUUGGCGAUUAACCUUUUAAAACACAGUAAUAAAUAUGUACAGGAAUGUUUCUAUAUUAUUCUGUCAAAACCUAAACAACAUGAAGAUUUCUUUAGUUCUAUGUUUCAACGUUUCCACAAUGCUUAUAGUCAAAUGGAUAACUUAACAAAAAAUAGAUUCUUUUCUAAAGAAGAAUUUGCAAAAACUACAAAUUAUUUAGAUUGUCUCAAUUCAAUAAUAACUGGCAAGAAUAUAACAGUACAGAUAAGUUUACAAUUUUUACAAACCCUAUGUCAUAGAAGUAAUUUAAAACUUCAGGAACUUUUGCGCGUUCAACCAAAUAAUGUGACCAAUUACAAUUUAAUUGAAGAAAUCAAAUCGUUACUUAUUAAUUUGUGGAAAAUAAAUGAUAGAUUAAUUAAUGCUGUUACCACUGACAGUAACAACGACAACAGCUGUAGUAAUGAUAGUAAUAAUAAUAGUGAUACACUGAGCUAUUCUGAUGUUAAUCAUAAAACACUACAAAGUAAACAGCAAUGUUUCACCAGUACGAUAGUUGAAAAUUUACCAAGAUUUACUGAAAACAGUACGUUGAAAAUUGUACAGAAUAAUAUGAACAUUAUGGAACCAACAACGAUAGGUCAGAGGAAAUUUGACAAAUCAUCAUUCCUUGAAGUGAAUCACAAUCAACAAAGUGUGCAAACUCAGAAAAAUAGUAAUAAUUCAGUGCAUUUUAUUCAACCUGAAAUUAUAAUACUUAUUUUAACUUGUCUAAUUAAAUUUUGUCAAGGUCCUUGUGUAAGUAAUCAAAAUGAUAUUCUAUUUGGAAGUCCGAAUAUUUUGGGUUUACUAGUAAACUUGGUACUGAGUACACCAAAAUGGAUUAGAAACCAUAAAAUCGAAGACAUAACAUGUUCACUUGCGGAAAUCAGUUGUCUAUCAAUUAAGCUACUGUUAGCUGUGUUAGAAGGUCGCCAUGAAGAUAAAGUUUAUCAACAACUAAUAGAACUCUGUCCAUUAGAUAAGUUAAUAAGUUCAAUUCGGUAUUAUCAUAUUUUGUCAGAGGAUUCGGAUUUCACAGCGAACCAUCCACGUGAAUCAUUUCAUAAAUGUGGACAUUUGUUAUUUAUAUUGACACAAUAUCUGUAUAAAUGUUUCCCAGCAAUUUUUAAACAUAUGAAGAUAUCUGAGGAUCAUAAUAAUAAUAAUAAUCAAUUGCUAAGGGUAAAAUGGUCUGAGCCAAAUUCUUACAAUACUACAGAAGGGCGAAAUUGUUUUUAUGAAAUGAAGUGUACAGAUCAUAAUAGUAUUCCGUUUAUUGGUACGGGAAAGUUGGAUUUGAAUAGCACUAUUAUAAAACGUUUAAUUAAGAGUAAAAGUGAUAACAUUUUAAGCCUUCAGCAUUAUACAAUGAAUACAGCACAGAUAGAGAUCGUGCGUGCAGACAAUAAAAUUGAACGAAUAGUUUAUCCAAUUCCUAAAAUAUGUCAUUAUUUAACUGAUUCUAAAAAGUAUCAAUUAUUAGCAAUAAACAAUAUGGAUAAUGAUUAUUCAAAAAUUCCUUCAUUAUUUAAAAUAAUUGAAGAGAUUUAUGCUGAAAUGUUAUGUGCUGAACAUAUGCAUAUUCAUCCAUGGAUUCACUGGUUUUCACUGCGAUCCCAUUGGAUAUCGGAUGCAAGUUUUUAUCGAACAUUAUGUUUGAACUGUUUAUUAAUUGGUUUCUAUCCAUUUCGAGGAGAAAUUUUAUCUUAUAAUUUCUAUAAUUUGGAAACUCAAAUUACUAUAAUACCAAUUGCCAUAUUCGCUGUUGUAUUAUGCCUUGUUUCUUCAAAUCAAUUGUUAGUUCAAAUAUACAUUGGAUUAGAAACUUUAUAUUUGUUAUUUACCUGUGGUAAUGAACAUGUAAUUCUUGUAUUAGGACUAACUAAUUUCAUUUUCAGAUUUGCAAAUCUACUCAUCAUUUACAAACAAUAUCUUCUUAUAAAAAAUUAUAAAAAUUGUUUAUUCUCUAAUGAAAUUAAUAUAAAUGAAACAAAUUGGAAAUAUUUAGAAGUUAUAAAUAAUAAAGAAAAAAGAAAAUUGGUCAAUGUCAAAAACAAAAUUUCAUGUCUACAUUCAUCAUCAUCAUCAUCAUCAUCAUCAUCAUCAUCAUCAUCAUCAUCAUCAUCAUCAUCAUGGUGGAAUAAUAUUUUCUUUACUGUACAUGAACUGAUGAGAUAUAUUCAAGGAUCUUUAUUUAAUUUAAAAAUUCCAAAUAUAAAUCAACUACAUUAUAAAUUAAUACAUAAUUUCAUAUUGAUCAUAUUUACUGGUUUUGGAAUUUUUAUACAUCCUUUCUUUUAUAGUCUUGUAUUACUUGAUGUGAUCACACGUGAAGAAACAUUGUUGAAUGUUGUACGAUCAGUGACUAAAAAUGGUCGGUCAAUUUUCUUAACUGGAAUUUUAGCACUAAUCAUUAUCUACUUAUAUUCCAUCAUUGGAUAUGCUUAUUUUCAAAAUGAUUUUACUAUUGAAAUCGAUUUAACAAAUGACAAUGAAACUGUUGGUAGUACAGAACGUCGAUGUGAUUCACUACGUAUGUGUAUAUUGACAACACUUCGAGAAGGACUACUAAAUGGUGGCGGAAUCGGUGAUGUACUCAAACGUCCAAGUAAUAAGGAUAAUUUAUUUCUUUUUCGAACAAUCUAUGAUUUAUCAUUUUUUGUAAUUGUUAUUGUCAUUAUAUUAAAUUUAAUAUUUGGUGUAAUUGUGGAUACAUUUGCGGCACUUCGUCAAGAAAAACAAAAUACUGAAGAAUUAAAUAAAAAUCAUUGUUGUGUUUGUGGACUACAUCGUUCAGCAUUUGAUCAUUCUAAUACAAGCUUUGAUGAACAUGUUAAUGUUGAUCAUAAUGUAUGGCAUUAUAUAUAUUUUAUAAUAUAUUUAAAAACAAAGUUAACCGAUGAUUUAACCGGUCUAGAAAUCUACAUUGAUAAACUCAUCAAGAAAAAUGAAUUCAAAUGGAUACCACGUAGACGAGCUAUGACUUUGGAUAACAUAGAAAAUGGUCCUACAGAAAAAUCUGAAGAAAUUACCGCAUUAGCUAAUUCACUCAAUAAAACUAUCAAAGCAAUGGAUACACUUAAUGAAAGCUUCCAAAAAUUGUCUAAAUUGAUUAGUAAACAAUGCAUGGAAAAAUCUAAAGAGCAAUUACUUUCUUCAAUAUUCAAUUCUGUUACAAAUAAUAAAAAAAUGAAGAUGGAAAAAUGA